GGCGGCUAUCGGAAGCAACGGUGGGACGCGGAAUUCUGCUGGCGCUGCAGCUACAGAAUGGCCGGCGGUGGCGGGAAACGCAGGCCCGGCGGGGAGGGGCAGCAGUGUGAAAAAACAGUUGAUGUGAAGAAAAGUAAAUCCUGUGAAGCUAAUGUCUCCAGUGACCUUCGGAAAGAAAUAGAAAAUCAUUAUAAGCUUUCUCUGCCUGAAGACUUCUAUCACUUCUGGAAGUUCUGUGAAGAACUUGAUCCUGAAAACCCAGCUGAUUCACUUUCCACAAGCCUUGGACUUCGAUUAGUGGGUCCUUAUGAUAUCCUUGCCGGAAAACAUAAAAUGAAGAAAAAAUCAUCAAGCCUGAAUUUUAACCUUCACUGGAGAUUUUACUAUGAUCCUCCUGAGUUCCAGACCAUUGUUAUUGGAGAUAAUAAAACUCAAUUCCACAUGGGGUAUUUCAGGGAUUCUCCUGAUGAACUUCCUGUAUAUGUUGGUACAAAUGAAGCAAAGAAAAACUGCACUAUUGUUCAAAAUGGAGAUAAUGUGUUUGCCGCAGUCAAAUUAUUUCUGAUGAAAAAGCUUAAGGAAGUAACAGAUAAAAAGAAAACUAGUCUCUUGAAAAACAUAGAUGAAAAACUCACAGAAGCAGCCAGAGAACUUGGGUACUCACUGGAACAGAGAACCAUGAAGAUGAAACAGAGAGAUAAGAAAGUCGUGACAAAGACCUUUCAUGGUGCAGGCUUGGUUGUCCCAGUAGAUAAAAAUGAUGUUGGGUACAGAGAGCUCCCUGAAACAGAUGCGGACCUCAAGAGAAUUUGCAAGACAAUUGUUGAGGCACCAAGUGAUGAGGACAGACUAAAAGCUUUUGCUCCCAUUCAGGAAAUGAUGACUUUUGUGCAGUUUGCUAAUGAUGAAUGUGAUUAUGGUAUGGGGCUUGAGCUGGGAAUGGAUCUCUUUUGUUAUGGCUCACACUAUUUUCAUAAAGUUGCUGGCCAGCUUUUACCUCUUGCAUAUAAUCUGUUGAAGAGGAAUCUCUUUGCAGAAAUUAUUGAAGAUCAUUUGGCAAACAGAAGUAAAGAAAACAUAGACCAACUUUCAGCAUAAAUGAGUUGGCUUUCUUUCGGUGUAUAUUUUAAAGCGUUAGUAUUAAACUUGUGAUUUUUGUUUGUUUGUUUUUAAGGAAUACAGAAAAUAAAUUGAUGGAAAUAUUUACUAAAAACUUCUAUAAAGCUCUUUUAGCCCU
Molecule: messenger RNA, 1237 nt
Organism: Mustela erminea (ermine)
Lineage: Eukaryota; Metazoa; Chordata; Mammalia; Carnivora; Mustelidae
Product: histone PARylation factor 1
Exons: 8
Coding region: 58-1098 (346 amino acids)
Biological process (GO): regulation of protein ADP-ribosylation; DNA damage response
Cellular component (GO): nucleus
Molecular function (GO): poly-ADP-D-ribose binding; histone binding
Source: RefSeq, a predicted model, not a curated record